This is a messenger RNA of Vicia faba (fava bean), 2046 nucleotides long. The record is from the annotation of a GenBank genome assembly. NCBI's taxonomy places the organism in Eukaryota, Viridiplantae, Streptophyta, Magnoliopsida, Fabales, Fabaceae.
AUGGAACAAUUUAGACAAAUUGGCGAGGCCCUUGGAAGUUUAAAGGCUGUGAUGGUGUUCAGGGAGAACAUUCAAAUCAAUCAGAGACAAUGUUGUGCUCUUCUAGAUGUUUUCACCUUUGCAUAUGAAUCUAUAGCAGAUGAGAUCAUACAGAAUCUGAAAUUUGAAGAGAAGAAUGGAAAAUGGAAGGUUCUAGAACAGCCCUUAAGAGAGAUCCAUAAGAUUUUCAAAGAAGGAGAAGUUUACAUUAAGCAUUGUUUGGAAAUAAAGGACUUUUGGGCUAAAGCCAUUACAUUGUGUCAUAAUACAGAUUGUGUUGAGUUUUACAUACACAACUUGUUAUGUUGCAUGCCUAUUGUGAUCGAGGCGAUUGAAUCGGCUGCUGAAACGUCGGGUUUGGAUCUAGACGAGAUGCAAAGAAAGAGGCUUAUAAAUUCGAAUAAGUAUAGAAAAGAAUUUAGAGACAUGAAGCUUUUCAAGUGGAAAUUUGGUAAGCAUUACCUCAUUACUCAGGAUUUGUGUAACCGCUACGAUACGGUUUGGAAGGAAGACAGAUGGUUUCUUUUCAACAAGAUCCAUGAAAAGAAAGUGUCGGGCGCGACAAAGUACGAGAGGAAAUUGAUAGAUUUGCUUUUUAGGAAUUUAGAAGUAUCGGAGUCGUUGGAAGCUAAGCUUCUGCCGAGCUCGAUAUUGGUUGGUUCUAAGGACUAUCAGGUGAGGAGAAGAAUGGAGAAUGGAAGUCAGUAUAAAGAGAUUCAAUGGUUAGGUGAAAAUUUCGUUUUAAGACAUUUUUCGGGUGAUAUUGAGGCUUUGGAAAGUGAGAUCAAAGAACUUCUAUCUCUUUCGCAUCCGAAUAUAAUGGACUUUCUUUGUGGUUUUACUGAUGAGGAGAAGAAAGAAUGCUUUCUGUUAAUGGAACUGAUGAACAAAACUCUUUGCACUCAUAUUAAAGAGAUUCACGGUCCGAGGAAGCGAAUACCGUUCGUGCUUCAUACCGCGGUUGAUCUUAUGCUUCAGAUUGCGAGAGGAAUGGAGUAUCUUCAUUCAAAGAAAGUGUAUCAUGGAGAAUUAAACCCUACAAAUAUUCUUGUUAAGUCUAGAAGUGCGUUGCCAGAAGGUUACUUGCAUUCCAAGGUAUCGGGUUUUGGCUUAUCUUCAGUUAAGGAUUUGAACCAGAAAGGGAAUGCGAAUCAACAUGGAACUCUCUCAUUCAUUUGGUACUCUCCUGAGGUACUUGAAGAGCAAGAACAAUCGGGAGCUGCGUCGGUUUCUAAGUACACGGAGAAAUCUGAUGUGUAUAGUUUCGGAAUGGUUUGCUUCGAGCUUCUAACCGGUAAAGUUCCUUUCGAAGAUAGCCAUCUUCAAGGGGAGAAAAUGAGCAGAAACAUAAGGGCUGGAGAGAGGCCACUUUUUCCACUCAAUUCACCGAAAUACGUUAUCAACUUGACGAAGAAAUGUUGGCACACCGAUCCGAAUCAGCGUCCGAGUUUCUCGUCCAUAUGUAGAGUUCUUCGUUAUAUAAAAAGAUUUCUCGCAUUAAAUCCCGGUUACAAUAAAGAGAUAGAUCCACCAGUGCCACCUGUAGAUUACUGUGAUAUAGAGUCAGCACUUUUGAGGAAGUUUCCUUUUUGGGGAAGUUCUGGAUCAUCUAUAUCGAAUAUUCCUUUUCAAAUGUUUGCGUACCGAGUUAUCGAGCAAGAAAAAAUGAAUACAGGCUCUAAGGAUAACUCCGAAUCCGGAAGUGAUGCUUCCGUCUGCGGUGACGAAACCGUUACGUCAGGAGACGAGCCGUUUCUAACCGUAAUAGAAAAGAAACCUUCAGUUGGACCUGAGAUUAUAAACAACAGGAGGCUUGUAUCGACAAGGAAGUUACUAGAUUCGAGAGCCAAACAAUCAGGUACACCAAAAGGGAGACUAGAUAGACCUCCACAAAUGACCCCUCAAUCGCGAAGCAUGCGGAUGAGUUCAGAUAAACAUCUAAUAUCAAGUCCGAGGAGAUUAACAAGAUCAUCUUCCGACUGCAGUCUUACAAGCAUGGAUUUAUAG